AUGCCUCUGCGUCCUCGCCCUGUACCACAGAUUAUAGCCAGCGGCUGCCGCUGCAGAUCCCAGGCCGUGCACCCAUGGGGGAAAGAGCACAGCGGAGCAGAACACAGCAAACGAAUAUGCCAAAGGCUACGAGGGUUCGCUUCGCGGUUCGUCUCCUUGAUGCUUGGACGGGACCCACUCGUGAUUCUCCUUCGUGGCCUGUCUCUGCUCGUCCUUGUCUCCAUGGCUGCUCUUGGCUCGUCGCUUCCUCUACUCGUGGCGUGCCUCCGUGGCGUCCCCCUGGCCCUGCCCCUGUGGCCCUCUCCUGGCCCUGCGGCUCCAGUGGCUUCCUUUCCUCGUGGCUUCCAGAGUGAGUUUUUAAGCUCCUGCCUGCCCAUUCACGCAGGUGCGGUGAUUAGGGGGGACGUCCAGUGA
Molecule: messenger RNA, 414 nt
Organism: Knipowitschia caucasica
Lineage: Eukaryota; Metazoa; Chordata; Actinopteri; Gobiiformes; Gobiidae
Source: the annotation of a GenBank genome assembly